AUAUUGGUCCCCAAUUUGAUACAGACAACAUGGACAAAACGAGAUUAGAACGAGAAACCCAAAGAUCUAAUAGUAAUAGUAAUAUAGGAUCCAUGACUCCUAAGGUAUCUUCAAAUUUUGAAGAACAAGAAGAAAAUAUUGAAGAUAUAGAUGCUUACCUGCCAGCUUUACCACCUGACAUACUUGCAGAACGACAAAGGAAAAAAGAAGAACAAGGAAAGAAGACGUCAGGAAUAAAAGAAACGACUUAUAAACGACAAAUAGGACCUACGAUGCCACUUAAUAUUAAUGAUGAAUAUCAAAAUUCGGAAGAGGAAGAAAUUAUAGGACCAGUAUUUCCAAAAGACCUUGAUGAAAAUGACGAUAAAUAUGCUUUAGAAAGGACAAUUCAAGAAUUUGAAGAAAGAUCAGAGAGAAUGCGGUCAAGCCUUGAAGAUGAAAAAAGUGAAAAACGGUCAGGACGUGGGGAAUGGAUGUUAGUUCCGCCACCACAAGUCAGAUAUUUAG
Molecule: messenger RNA, 507 nt
Organism: Dentiscutata erythropus
Lineage: Eukaryota; Fungi; Glomeromycota; Glomeromycetes; Diversisporales; Gigasporaceae
Source: the annotation of a GenBank genome assembly